Symphalangus syndactylus (siamang) is the source of this 8112-nucleotide messenger RNA. It is a transcript of the gene OTUD4, whose product is annotated as OTU deubiquitinase 4. NCBI's taxonomy places the organism in Eukaryota, Metazoa, Chordata, Mammalia, Primates, Hylobatidae. Gene Ontology annotation, biological process: negative regulation of interleukin-1-mediated signaling pathway; protein deubiquitination; regulation of protein K48-linked deubiquitination. Gene Ontology annotation, molecular function: cysteine-type deubiquitinase activity; K63-linked deubiquitinase activity. The record is from RefSeq and is a predicted model, not a curated record.
GAGCUUCUAUAGUUGAUUUAUUGCUGGGGACGUGGCGACAUGAUAUUUUUCACUUCUGUUCCGCAUUUACCUUCCUUCCCUUCGUUUGAGAAGCACCACGCUCACCCCACUCCAGUAAACCAAGUGUUGACUAGAAGUGGUGGAUCAAACUUUACUUGUGGAACAUAUUUUGGUUUGCUGCUGGACUUUGGAAUGUGGGGUAGGCAAGCUCGCCCAUGUCACUUGAAUCAAAUGGGCAAACUGCCGUUUGAGAAAACCAACCUUUUACAAAUGUAGAAUAUUUUGAAGGAUUUGGGUAGGUUCCACCCUUUAUUAUGCUCCGCUGGGCUGUGUAGGUAUACUAAACAGAACUGACUUUUUAAAAAAAGCCUGUUUUGAUGUUGGUAGUAGAAAGGGUACAUGUAACUGGAGCUUUUCGAAACCACUUUCUAACACAGUUGCUCAGGAAGAUUUUUCUGAUUUUUUUUUUUUUUUGAGCGAACUUAUUCCAUGUUAUAUAACAUUGUGUGUUGUAGGUGUGCAGUCACCCAAACCCAUCCUAUAUUGAAAAAUAGCUGCCGAAGUAGCUGGAUAAAAGUUUCUGCUCUGGUGUGUCUUUCAGACCUUUCACAUGUGCUUUCCUUUGACCUAGGACCUGCUCCCCACACGCCAUCGCACACCCCUGCCUACCCGCCUGUGGGGUUUUUAUGAUGUUUCUGUUUUCUUUUCCCUCACCUUUUUUGAAUGCUAAAUAACUUUUAAAAUUUCUAUUUGUGAGUAAAUGUUUUACUUAACAUCUGGAGGCCAGUCUGUUCUCAUUUUUAACAUUAAAAGGCAAGCCAUUUAUUUACCAUAGGUAGCGUAAAAUCUUUCUUUAAAACAAGAAAUUGAUUUAACUGACACAAACCGUGGCUUUCUGUUGCGGACAUUGUCACUGAAAUAUUCUUCCAAAAGCUCCCCAAACGAGGCUCUCUGUCCGUUUCUCAUUUUCAGUGUUGCUGUGGGGUAUGUUCACACCCAGCCACUCCCUCCAGUCCUUAUUGUUAGGUAAAUAGUCUGCCCCAUUUGUGAAUUUUCUGAAUCUCUAUCUGUCCUGCUUCCUUGGACUCCUCAGCACUUCCAGAAGUCUAGGGAAGAGGUGGGAGUGAAUUCAGCCCAUAUUUAUAACGUACUGUUAGACCUACUAAGAGUUUGGUAUUGCACUCUCAGUCUCGCCAUGUUGAAGUCAGAAUGGCCUGUAUUCACUAUCUUCGAGAGAACAGAGAGAAAUUUGAAGCGUUUAUAGAAGGAUCAUUUGAAGAAUAUUUAAAGCGUUUGGAAAAUCCACAGGAAUGGGUAGGACAAGUGGAAAUAAGUGCCCUUUCUCUUAUGUACAGGAAAGAUUUUAUAAUUUAUCGGGAACCAAAUGUUUCUCCUUCACAAGUAACCGAAAAUAAUUUUCCUGAAAAGGUGUUACUGUGUUUUUCAAAUGGAAAUCAUUAUGAUAUUGUGUAUCCCAUAAAGUAUAAAGAAAGCUCUGCUAUGUGUCAGUCUCUCCUUUAUGAAUUGCUGUAUGAGAAGGUAUUUAAAACUGAUGUUAGUAAAAUUGUGAUGGAACUAGACACGUUGGAAGUAGCUGAUGAAGACAACAGUGAAAUAUCAGAUUCAGAGGAUGACAGUUGCAAGAGUAAAACUGCUGCUGCUGCUGCUGAUGUGAAUGGAUUUAAACCUUUGUCAGGCAAUGAGCAGCUGAAGAACAAUGGGAACCCCGCUAGCCUGCCUUUGUCUAGAAAGGUUCUUAAGUCGCUCAAUCCUGCAGUCUAUAGAAAUGUGGAAUAUGAAAUUUGGCUGAAGUCUAAACAAGCUCAGCAAAAACAUGAUUAUUCCAUUGCUGCUGGCUUACAAUAUGAAGUUGGAGACAAAUGUCAAGUUAGGUUGGAUCACAAUGGAAAAUUUUUGAAUGCAGAUGUUCAAGGAGUUCAUUCUGAGAAUGGACCAGUUUUGGUUGAAGAACUGGGAAAGAAGCACACAUCAAAGAACCUCAAGGCACCUCCCCCAGAGAGCUGGAACACAGUGUCAGGGAAGAAGAUGAAAAAACCUUCCACUUCUGGACAAAAUUUCCAUUCUGAUAUGGAUUACAGAGGGCCAAAGAAUCCAAGCAAGCCAAUAAAAGCCCCAUCAGCACUACCUCCUCGUCUGCAGCAUCCUUCAGGAGUAAGACAGCAUGCAUUCUCUAGUCAUUCUUCAGGGUCACAGUCUCAGAAAUUCUCCAGUGAGCACAAAAAUCUUAGCCGGACACCUUCACAGAUCAUAAGAAAACCUGAUCGUGAAAGAGUUGAGGAUUUUGAUCACACAAGUCGAGAAUCUAACUAUUUCGGCCUUUCCCCAGAAGAGCGCAGAGAGAAGCAAGCUAUAGAAGAAUCUCGUUUACUCUAUGAGAUUCAGAACAGAGAUGAACAGGCUUUCCCAGCCCUUUCCAGCUCAUCAGUCAGUCAGUCAGCUUCUCAGAGUAGCAAUCCAUGUGUCCAGAGAAAAUCAUCACAUGUAAGUGAUAGAAAAGGAAGCAGGCGGAGAAUGGAUACAGAAGAACGAAAAGACAAAGACUCUAUUCAUGGACAUAGUCAGUUGGAUAAAAGACCCGAACCAAGCACAUUGGAGAAUAUUACUGAUGAUAAAUAUGCAACAGUUUCGUCACCAUCAAAGUCAAAGAAGUUAGAGUGCUCUUCUCCUGCAGAACAAAAGCCAGCAGAACAGUUGUCUUUGUCAAAUCCAGCUCCCCUUCUAGUUUCUCCAGAGGUACAUCUAACUCCUGCGGUGCCUUCUUUACCAGCCACUGUGCCAGCCUGGCCAAGUGAACCUACAACUUUUGGACCAACAGGUGUCCCUGCUCCAAUUCCCGUUUUGUCAGUGACACAGACUUUGACCACUGGACCUGAUUCUGCUGUAUCUCAAGCUCAUUUAACACCCUCUCCAGUUCCUGUGUCAAUACAGGCAGUUAACCAGCCCUUGAUGCCUUUGCCUCAGACAUUGAGCCUUUAUCAAGACCCACUCUAUCCUGGGUUUCCUUGUAAUGAAAAGGGAGAUCGAGCCAUUGUACCACCUUAUUCACUGUGUCAGACUGGGGAGGACCUACCUAAAGAUAAGAAUAUCCUUCGAUUCUUCUUCAAUCUUGGUGUGAAGGCAUACAGUUGUCCUAUGUGGGCCCCACAUUCUUACCUGUACCCUCUGCACCAGGCCUACCUGGCAGCUUGCAGGAUGUACCCAAAGGUCCCUGUCCCUGUUUAUCCUCAUAAUCCCUGGUUCCAAGAGGCUCCUGCUGCUCAGAAUGAAAGUGAUUGUACCUGUACUGAUGCCCACUUUCCUAUGCAGACUGAGGCCAGUGUUAAUGGUCAAAUGCCACAGCCAGAGAUUGGACCGCAGACAUUUUCUUCACCUCUGGUUAUCCCUCCAUCUCAGGUGUCUGAAAGUCACGGACAAUUGUCUUACCAGGCUGAUCUUGAAUCUGAGACCCCUGGGCAGCUUCUGCAUGCUGAUUAUGAAGAGUCACUAAGUGGCAAGAAUAUGUUCCCCCAACCAUCUUUUGGACCCAAUCCAUUCUUAGGCCCAGUUCCUAUUGCACCUCCUUUCUUUCCUCAUGUUUGGUAUGGGUACCCUUUUCAGGGAUUCAUAGAAAAUCCAGUGAUGAGGCAGAAUAUUGUCCUGCCCUCUGAUGAGAAAGGAGAAUUGGAUCUGUCUCUGGAAAAUCUGGAUCUGUCUAAAGAUUGUGGUUCAGUUUCAACAGUAGAUGAGUUUCCAGAAGCCAGGGGUGAACAUGUACAUUCUCUCCCUGAAGCAAGUGUGAGCAGUAAGCCGGACGAAGGCCGAACAGAGCAAUCUUCCCAGACACGAAAGGCAGAUAUGGCAUUGGCUUCCAUCCCUCCUGUAGCAGAGGGAAAGGCUCAUCCUCCCACUCAGAUUCUAAACAGAGAGAGAGAAACUGUGCCUGUUGAACUUGAACCUAUAAGGACCAUUCAGAGUCUGAAAGAAAAAACAGAAAAAGUAAAAGAUCCUAAGACUGUUGCUGAUGUGGUCAGCCCUGGGGCCAACUCUGUGGAUAGCAGAGUGCAAAGACCAAAAGAAGAGAGUUCAGAAGAUGAAAAUGAAGUGUCUAAUAUUUUGAGAAGUGGUAGAUCUAAGCAGUUCUAUAAUCAAACUUAUGGAAGCAGGAAGUACAAAAGUGAUUGGGGCUAUUCCGGUAGGGGCGGAUAUCAACAUGUGAGAAGUGAGGAGUCCUGGAAAGGACAGCCAAGCAGAAGUCGGGAUGAAGGUUAUCAGUACCAUCGAAAUGUCAGAGGACGACCAUUUAGGGGAGAUAGGAGGAGAUCAGGGAUGGGAGAUGGCCAUAGGGGACAGCACACUUGAUGGUUGUUGCCGAAGUAUUUUCUAACAAACUCUUAGGUGGAAUGUUUCUGAAGGCUUUAAAAAAAUACAAUAAAGUAAAAACCCCAGUUAGAACUCUUUCCUCUCCCCAGCCUCCUUACCUUCACUCCCAUACUGGACGAGACAUUUUGGACAUGAGUUCAAGGGGGGCAGGUUAAUUCCUGGCAUUGCCAGUUUUCUUCAGAAUCUGUUUAUUUAUCAAGUGACUGUCCCCGUAAAAAGUAGAAGAUAAGUUUGUUAAAGUAUUUUUUAUAAACAGCUUAAUAUAAAACAUUAUAGAUUUAGUGUUUGGCUUUUUUCCUUAUAAGUUUGAUUUCAGAUGUUGGAAAUGUGUGCUUUAUAGUGUUUACUAAAGUGACAAGAAAAUAUACCAUUUGACACACUAUAGAUUCCAAACAUAACGUUGCACCAAAUAGAAAUGUAUAUUUUAUUAUGCAAUGCCUUAGUCAUAAACUGGGCUCAAACAAUUCUCAGCCUAAAACACUGUUGUCUUUUAAAAUGCUUCCAACCCAAAGGCCUUUCAUCUCAAUAUCUGUCAAACUUGAAUAAUGUCUUCUCUUUAAUAUUCACAUAAGGCAGCCUAUUAACUGUGUCUUAGCAAUGUUGUAUAUAGUUCUUUUAAUAUUCAUAAGGUAUAUUUUUGAAUUUUGGUAUUUGUUGAGAUUGCGUAGAAGAAUAGUAGGAAAUCCAAUGAAAUGGCUGUUUCCACCAAGAAUUCUUAGCACUGGUGUAAAUAUCAUGGUGCCUACUCGAAAGAAAUGUAGAUGCUAUGCAUUUUGAAAAUAAUCUGCAUCAGUUAGAACUGCAGAAGUUUUUUUAAUGCCACUUUAACACUAAUGCACUGACAGAUUCUAAAUAUUUUGUGAGAAGAAAUGUUAAAAAUUUUUAGCUUGACAGGUUUCUAGAGUUGUGUGUUUUUCCCCCCUUGCACCAUUGGUUGUGUAUCACUUUCACUUUACACUUGCAUGUUCUACUUGUCAGGGCUGGAACUAUUGUAUAGAAGAUAGUAAGAUUGUGACUUCUAGUUCUUUUCUAGAGGAUGCUGCUAGAAAAUGGUUUUGCUUUGUAUUUUAUAGCUUGUUACCCUUAGGUAGGUAACAUCUUCCAUUCUGCUUUCUUCCAGUCUUUGCAGUAUUCACUAGAGGUUCCCUUUGCAUGUUGCACUCUGUUCUCAUUUGGAGAUUGAACUCUGAAUUAACACAGUAUUCAUUCAUCUGUGUUAUUUUGUAAAAAUAACUGUAGCUUAUAUUCUUUAUUUGUACAUACCAAUGUGAAAAUCCACUCUUUUAUUAUGUUGAGAUUAUCUUCUGAUCAGGAAGUUUGAGUGCUAUGCAAAUAACAUAGUAGUAAUUUCUCUUUGCAUGCCAUGUGUAAUAUACCUAGCCAAAACCAGAUGCGGUGACUUUCUUUUUUUGUAAAGCAAAUUACUUAAGAAAAUACAAUUCACUUGAAUUUGACAGACUGCAACAGAUGAGUUUUCUGGGUUCUCUGAUAACCUUUGGGAAUGUUUGGAUGCCAGCUGGGCUCAGUGAAUCGCCACUGUACUCUAAUAAUGGUUAUUUACCUCUGUGCUGUUUUAAUUACCUAACGUCUGUGUAACUGCUGAUUUGAGUAGUGAUUAGCAUUUAGACAAUGUAACAGGAUUUUAGAGAGCACUUUGAAAGAUAACAUUUUAUUAUGAUGGUGCUAGGUAAAAAAUUGUAAAGACUGGGAUGGUUGUGUUGAAAACAUUUUUUGAGAGAACCUAUUGAAAGGAAUUUGUUGUCACCCUCUAAACUAGAAUAGUUGUUGAAGGUUCCGCUUAAGCCAUUUUUUUCUUAACAUUGGUGGCUCAUUAAGGAAUGAGAAGAUAGAGGGUCCUCCACUUUCAGCUCAUGCUUUUUUAUGUAGGACUAGCUUACCUGAUUUUAAUGAAAAUCACAUUUUGAUAUAAACACCAGAUUUGAAAGUUCAAUGUGUUUGAUCUCAGGAGUCCAAAAUAAGUUGUUGCUUCUAGUGUCCUGCAUUUUAUUGACUGGGGUUUGAUCUCAGCUUCUGAAAAUGUUUAAAAAUUGGAAGGAAAUACUAUUCAUAUCUUCAUUGUCACCUUGUCUUACCUCAACUGAGUAAUAGAAUAUAGCUCCUGAAGGAAACACUGAUUUGCUUUCUGUUUCCCAUAUCUCACCUCUAGGAUAUGAUGGAAGAAGUGCUUGAAAGAGAAUUUUAGCAGAUGGUACUUUUCUCAGUGACCUCUGGAAUAAAAGAACUGACUUUUGAUAGUUUUAAAAUUAAUCUUUGCAUGAAGGUUGGUUUCACUUUUUUCCUUUGUUUUUAAAUGUAUUAAUUAGUCCAGGGGAUUUUGCCUUCUGCUGAGGUCAAACUAAGGCUAAGCAAGCUUUUGUCCUUCAUUUUAACUGUUUAUGUCAUACUGUAUGUUGACGUAUUUCUUUAUAAGAGAAUAGAGGCAAAAGUAUAGAACUGAGGAUCAUUUGUAUUUUUGAGUUGGAAAUUACGAAACUUCACCAUAUUAUGAUCAUAUAUAUUUUGAAGAACAGACUGACCAAAGCUCACCUGUUUUUUGUGUUAGGUGCUUUGGCUGAACUUGAUUCCAGCCCCCUUUUCCCUUUGGUGUUGUGUAUGUCUUUUCAUUUCCUCUCAAAUAAAUCUUCAACUCUUGCCCCAUGUCUACUUGGCAGCAGGAUGCUGGCAUCUGUGUAGUCCUCAUACUGUUUACUGAUAACCCACAAAUUCAUUUUCAUGGCAGACCUAAGCUCAGACCCUGCCUUGUCCUGGCAAGCGUAGGUUUUCCUAGACCACAAUGCCGAUAUAUCUUAUUUAAUGCAGACUGUAUUCUUGCAGUGUGUUGUUUCCUUUGUGACUCAAGGUUGAAUUAAAAUGCCUGUGAACUGCAAACUUGCUUAUGAUUGACUUGGUGCAAUAAAGUUCCUUUCUAACCAUUUCUGGUUUAGAAAACAUUCAGCCAUCCUAGAAACUAGCAAUAUUUAUUUUUGCCUCUUUUGUUUUACCUUCAUUUUUAGAUGAGGUAAAUGUUUUGUCUUUUACUUAAGGGUACUAAGCAAGGUCCACUCGUGUAGCUGAAGAGAAUGCGUAUUUGGCUACACUAUUUCUGUUUACUGUAUUUUGCUUCCUACUUUGUCUAAAUGCUAUUGUUUGUUUAAAAUCCUAAUAAUGUCUCAUUUCCAAUGUUAUUUUCAAAUAACUAAGGUUUUGCUACUAGUGUCAGCCAUUUACUCUCCCACUAAUUGGGAUUAUUUUUUAAAAGAGGUCUUUCUCCCCGAAAUACAAGUUUUAGAAAAUCUUAGAAGAGGGGUGGGUGCAUGUCUUAAUGCUGGGAAGCGGCAACUUUGGGGCUGAACUUACUUGAAUGGAUUAAAAUUUGCAUUGUGUUACAGAGCUAGAAAAUUUUAUGUAUGAAAAACGAUAAUAGCCUUACACUGAGUACAAAUAAUACUUUAAGAGCAUGUGAAGAUGUGAUCAUUUGUGAUGUUACUUGUAAAAAAAGUAUAUAUACAUAUCUUUUGAAGUGUUAAAAGGAAACUAGUACUUUAUAUUCUUUAUCAUAUCACUUUUUGUAAGUGUUGAAUAUAUUCCUGUUUAUUUUUCUAUGUUCUGUUUUGUAGCCUUAAGAAGUGUUUCAAACAUAUCUGAAUGUAUAAAAUAAGAGUAAAUGCCCUACAUGGUGUGAUGCUGCAUUAUAUAUAAAACUGUGUGCAUAUAUUAAAUUUUGUCUCUUGA